Messenger RNA from Eimeria mitis, 393 nucleotides. RefSeq lists its product as uncharacterized. The record is from RefSeq and is a predicted model, not a curated record. The transcript has a single exon. NCBI's taxonomy places the organism in Eukaryota, Apicomplexa, Conoidasida, Eucoccidiorida, Eimeriidae. The coding region runs from base 1 to 393 and encodes 130 amino acids.
AUGAGGUCUGAGCAAAUGUUAUAUACGGUGGUGAUAAAGAAGAGACAAACAAAAAACCAGGCGGAGCCCUCGCUCUUGUAUAACACUGGCGUUGCUGCCACCACACCUGCAGCAGCACCAGCAGCAGCAGCAGCAGCAGCAGCAGCAGCAGCAGCAGCAGCAGCAGCAGUAGUAGUAGUAGUAGUAGUAGAAACUGGAGAAGCACUGGCAGAAGCAGCAGCAGUAGCAGCAGCAGAUGCAGCAGCAGCAGAAACAGCAGCAGAAGCAGCACCAGCAACACCAGCAGCAGCAGCAUCAGCACCAUCAGCACCAUCAGCAGCAGCAGCAGCAGCAGCAGCAGCGAGUGUUAGUGUACCUGCCCAUACACAGCACAUGCCGAUGCGUAGAAGAUAA